AUGCCCGGAGGAUGCUCAAACAUAACUUUUAAGAACUCUUGGUACAUAAUUUCGGUGAAUGGAUGGUCAUGGCUCUUUAACAGAGAAACCUGCCAAAACCAAGGAGGGGACCUAGUAUCCAUUGAAACCGAAGAGGAAUGGAAGUUCAUUAAUGACGAGAUUCAAAGGCGAAAUACUAAGUACUAUAUAAGUACAUGGAGUAUUGGUUUAACAAAAAAAGCCGGGAAUUGGACCUGGGUGAGUGAAAGACCGCUGACUAUUUACAAAUGGGGAAAAGGGGAGCCAAGUGGUGAACACGAAAAGGCCAUCAUGUACAAGCGGUCCAGUAAUGGCAAACCGGGCGUGUUUGGUAGCACAGCUUGGGGGAACUGGCACGCUUAUAUUUGUGAGAUUUCCAAGG
Molecule: messenger RNA, 400 nt
Organism: Pocillopora verrucosa
Lineage: Eukaryota; Metazoa; Cnidaria; Anthozoa; Scleractinia; Pocilloporidae
Source: RefSeq, a predicted model, not a curated record